Molecule: messenger RNA, 193 nt
Organism: Ambispora leptoticha
Lineage: Eukaryota; Fungi; Glomeromycota; Glomeromycetes; Archaeosporales; Ambisporaceae
Source: the annotation of a GenBank genome assembly
CAUUCGUACAAUAGACUUUGUAUAUAACAUUCGAAUAAUGGACUUUGUAUACACCACAUCAUUUUUCUCUUUAAAUUUUACUUACGAGUCACAAAACGCGCAUCCUAACAUUAACACUAAUGACAUCAACACCGCGACAUCAAAAAAACCAAUCGAUUACCUAUGUUCAAAUGAUUCGACUACUGUGCGUUGA